CAAUCUGUUGAAUUAAACUAUGCAAAAGCAAUUUACAAACCCAGUCAGUGUUAUGAAUAUGGCCACGGUACUCGGAAAGAAGAAAGUAAAGCAUUUGAACAAUAUCAAAAAGCAGCAAAUUUAGGUCAUAAAUUUGUUGUUAUCAUACACGUUAUGAAUUUGGCAUUGGAACAGAUGUUUUCAAUAUUAAGAGACAAGAAAUCUUCUGUUUCUUCAACCUCAAAUUCUUUAUCUCAAACCGCAAGUCCAUGUCCAAUUUCUGCGGAUGAAGAGGCUUUCUUAGAAUGCAUCGAGGUUAUCGAAUCCAACUUAGGAGAUACUAAUAUUAUCAAUAAAGCUAGCGAUAAAGAAAAAAAAUGGUGGACCGAUGGGAAUUAUAAGGUUAUCGAUGAAAAAAGACUACCUCUGUGCCUAGUAGAAAAUGUAACAUACCAUGAUUAUGAGAAAAAGAGUGAAAUUGCAAAUGCAGGCAGAUUUUGGGAGUUUGAUGACGGCGUUGUUAUCAUAUAUGAGUUACCAAAUCGUGAUCAUGAAGCCGCACACGGAGAAUUCACAUUUCAAUUUAUGUCUGCUUUUAACAAUCUGUUAUUUCAAGAUCGCGUUUCUAGUAUUGGAGCAACGACUUGUCUUAAUUCGGGACGAAGUUCUGCCAAACAACCUGAUGCUUCAUUUGUGCCCAAUUGCUUACCUAGGCCAUCCCUUUAUCCAAGUGAUGCUCAGUGCUAUAAGUUUUGUCGUCGUGCAAACCUUCAAGUAAAUGAAACACAAGGAAAGUUCCGACCAGUUCAAACGCUCGAAUUUGGGACUAUCGAUAAAUUUAAAAGACCGUAUAAUGGUUGCUCAGCUCUGAGAAUGUGUACUGUGACAAUCGCACCGGCAUGUGUUUACAAAGGCUGUACACCACCAUAUCUGCUUACGGGGAAUGUGAUUAUUGAUUUAUUUAGUAUUCAGCAAGCAGUUUUUAGUUGUCAAGGGCAGUAA
Racocetra persica is the source of this 981-nucleotide messenger RNA. NCBI's taxonomy places the organism in Eukaryota, Fungi, Glomeromycota, Glomeromycetes, Diversisporales, Gigasporaceae. The record is from the annotation of a GenBank genome assembly.